Fukomys damarensis (Damara mole-rat) is the source of this 872-nucleotide messenger RNA. It is a transcript of the gene Fate1, whose product is annotated as fetal and adult testis expressed 1. Gene Ontology annotation, biological process: negative regulation of apoptotic process; negative regulation of mitochondrial calcium ion concentration. The transcript has 5 exons. The record is from RefSeq and is a predicted model, not a curated record. Gene Ontology annotation, molecular function: ubiquitin protein ligase binding. Gene Ontology annotation, cellular component: mitochondrial outer membrane; endoplasmic reticulum; mitochondria-associated endoplasmic reticulum membrane contact site. NCBI's taxonomy places the organism in Eukaryota, Metazoa, Chordata, Mammalia, Rodentia, Bathyergidae. Bases 43 to 696 code for a protein of 217 amino acids.
GAGUCCAAGGCUGGAGCCCAGAGAGAGUCUGGCUCCACCUCCAUGACUGGGCAUAUGUUGCACUCCUACCCUGGAAGACAUUGCGCGAGUCCCUCCUCUGCCUGGCACCUCGUGCAUUCUCAGCUGUCCCAUCCAACUGAGCAACCAGCAGCGAUGGCAGCGGGCCCUUCCAACAUUGGGGAGGAGGUAGAAAUGUGCAUCGAGGAGGAACUGGCACUUGGGAGCCAUAGGCAAGGCCAAGGCCAUCCGAUGAUAGCAGACACACUGGACCAUGGACCUAGGUCGCUGGGUGUUUCCCAGAGACAUCAGAAGGUGGAACGAAAGGCUGCUGUCUCCAUUUUAGCCCAAUCACCUUGGAAUAGGAUUUCCUCCAGGACCAAGAGAGUGGAGCACCAGGAGAAGGUGCCCAGGAUGUCCAGAGAGGCAGGCCACGGUGAUGCCCAUUUCCAGGAGAACCGUUUCAGCUUCCAAGGCCAUAAUGACCUCAAGCUGGGGAUAGAUCUGCUGGCAGAGCUUGGCCUGGGUGAGUUCAGUGGACUGGAGAUGGAAAUCCUAAGAAGACAGUUGCUUGUGAUCACCGAGCGUGUGCGUGCCCUCGAGGAUCAGAAUGUCAUCUGGCGCUUCAAGGAGGCAGUAUUCUUCACCUUGAUGAUAUCGUCUUGCAUUGUCAACAUAUGGCUGUGGAUGCACCAGUGAAGAGGGAGAGGACAGCAGUACCCUACUCCUACAGUGACAAGUAACAGCCUUCUGUGGCCCCAGUGGCCCUUUCAUCCCAUCCCCUGCUUUGGUUUCGGCUUCCUUUCCCCAUUUGCUUCCACGCUGUGCACAGGGCUCCUCAGGGCCUCAAUAAAAGCUUAUUGAUAGCAACAAGA